AUUCAGAAUUUUAAAAAUUUUCGAACGUGCGACAUCUAUCGAUUGUUUACAUUGGCGAUAAUCGAUUAUCAUUUCGAUGAUGAAAUUCGAAUGUUUUGAUUUUUGAAUUUUUGUUUACAAUCGAAAUGUCUAAUUGUAAUCGAAUUAUUGCUUUAAUCGAUAUGGAUUGUUUUUAUGUUCAAUGUGAACAACGUUUAGAACCGGAUAAAUGGCUAAAACCAUGUGCUGUAGCACAAUACAAUAAUUGGAAAGGUGGUGGAAUUAUAGCCGUUAAUUAUGAGGCACGUUCUUUUGGAAUUAAACGUGGUAUGAGGGGUGAUCAAGCUAAACAAUUGUGUCCAGAAUUGCAUAUUUUUCGUGUACCCGAUGAAAAUGGUAAAGCUAAAUUGGAUAAAUAUCGUGAUGCCAGUACAGAAGUUUUUCAAGCUAUUGCUGAUUUUAUUGACGAACAAGAAAAAACAAUGGAAACGGAUGAUCUGGUCAUUUUGGAACGAGCAUCAGUGGAUGAAGCAUUUUUAGAUCUAACUAAAAUGAUCGAUGCCAAACCAUUAAUGUUGCCCGAUCUCGAUGAUUUGACAUCGUUCAAUACAAAACUUGAAUUUGAUAAUCAUUCAAUGGCAGAAUGGUUUUAUCGAUUUGAAAAUGGUACCGUAAAUCAUCAAGAAGAUAUCCGUUUGGUAAUGGCUGCCAUAUUUGUUGGCCAGAUACGACAGAAAAUCCUCGAGCGAACACAAUUCAAAUGUUCAGCGGGUAUUAGCCACAAUAAAAUGUUAUCAAAACUGGCUUGUGGCUUGAACAAGCCAAAUGCACAAACCAUAUUACCGAUGAUGGCUGUACCAUCAUUAUUCAAACGAAUUGAUAUCAGUGAUGUACGAUUAUUAGGCGGGAAACUUGGACGUCAAAUCAAAGAAAUAUUUGACAUUCAAACAAUGUAUCAACUUAGCCAAUUGAAUCGAUUUGUAUUGAAUGAAAAAUUCGAUGAUAAAACCGCUGAAUGGUUAUAUGAUCUGGCCAAUGGUUUCGAUAAUGAACAGGUAUCGGAUCGUCGUUUAACAAAAUCACUUGGAUGUGGUAAAAAUUUUCGUGGUAAAAAUGCCUUAAAUCGUAUAGAAGAUGUAGAUCAUUGGAUCAAAGCAUUACUUAAAGAACUUUAUGAACGAAUGAUGAAAGAUCGAGAAAUGAAUGACCGAUUAGCUAAAUUACUUAUUGUUGGUUAUUAUACAGCUGGUAAAGGUCAUUGUCAUCGAUCCAUUACUAUUGAUAUUACAUCGGGAAAUUAUCCACCUUCGGAACGUAUAGCUGCUGAUAUAAUGCAACAAGUAUUUUCCAAAUCAUCAACAACGAUUGCACAGGAUCCAUUACAAAAUCUAUCAUUAGCUGCGACAAAAUUUGUUGAUACAACCAACCUACCUGGUGGUGAUAAUGGAAUGGAAAAAAUUGAAAAAUUUUUCCCCAAAAUUGAUCGUAAUACAUUUGUCGAACAUCAAUCGACAAAAAAUCAAUCCAUUCAACCACAACAACAACAACAAUCGGAUCAUCAACCAAAUAAAAAAUCUAAAAGUCCAAUGAAAAAACGGCCACCAAUUACCAAUGUACAAUCGAAUACAAUGGAUCGAUAUCUAAACCAGCAGCAACGUCCAACAACGUCCACCGCUGUAAACAACAACAAAGCCGAUGAUAAAAUCGAUCUAAAUGAUCCGAAUGUUCGCCAACUUAAUAAUGAAAUGAAUCAAUUAUUGGAUUCAUUUUUUUAUGGUAAAAUCUUGUGGAUGCUAGAAAAUAAUCAAUGGAAAGAAACGUAAUUUUUUUCAAAAUUUUUAUUUUAUUAAAUGUUUAUUAUUCAUCAUCA
Dermatophagoides farinae (American house dust mite) is the source of this 1849-nucleotide messenger RNA. Its product is annotated as DNA polymerase eta-like. Lineage: Eukaryota; Metazoa; Arthropoda; Arachnida; Sarcoptiformes; Pyroglyphidae. Gene Ontology annotation, molecular function: DNA-directed DNA polymerase activity; damaged DNA binding. Gene Ontology annotation, cellular component: nucleus; replication fork; site of double-strand break. The record is from RefSeq and is a predicted model, not a curated record. Gene Ontology annotation, biological process: error-prone translesion synthesis; response to radiation.